AUGUUGCUGCUUGGACGCUGUUUGCCACCCGGCUCAGGCCUUCCGCGACACUCCACCCGCCAAGGAAACACAAAGCUUGCCGCGCCCGCGCAAGGGUGGCCGCGACAUCAUACACCUGCCGUGCAAUGCACACGAGGGCAUAGCCACAUAACCACGGGUACAAUGACCAGCGUCGAUGACAUAUUCAAGAACGCGGGGCUUCAGAACAAACGCAAGCUCGAUGCCGUGCGCGACCCAAACGAAAUAUACAAAUCAAGUCGGUUGUCAACUGAUGGUGAUUCGAGGCGGCGCGCACGAGUCGAAGACGACCAGGUUGAAGACGGCGGCGACCAGGAUUUCGGGCCUGAGUUACCACCCGACGACGACGGCGGUGAAGACGAAGAGGGACGCUUUUUCGGAGGCGGCAUUAGCAAACAAGAAUCGCAGAUCCUUGACUAUGUCGAUGACGCAGAUGCUGGCGCUGUGCCAGAGCAGAUUGACGCCGGGUGGCUGCGCAAGACGGCCCUCAACUUCGAAAAGCACAUCACCAAAAACGCCGAGCUGCGAGCCAAAUUCGACAGCGAGCCUCAGAAAUUCAUUGGAAGCGAAGCAGACCUAGACUCAGAUAUCAAGAGCCUCUCAAUUCUGGCCGAACAUCCCGAACUAUACACUGAAUUCGUGAAACUUGGCUGCACUGGCAGUCUUGUUGGCCUGCUGGCGCACGAGAACACAGAUAUUGCCAUUGAUGCUAUCGAGAUCAUCGGCGAGCUCACCGACGAAGACGUAGCCGCAGGAGACGAGCAAUGGGGUGCUUUGGUAGAUGCCCUUAUGGACGCUGACCUGCUCGACCUUCUCGUAUCUAACUUCUCACGACUCGACGAAGCUGACGAAUCCGACCGAAACGGCGUUUACUACGCGCUUGGGAUACUGGAGAACUUUUGCUCCAGGAGCCAAGUAGCCGUUCGGAUAGGCAACGAAAAACGUCUCAUACAAUGGCUCAUCCAGCGCAUCCAACACAAAGAAACCAAUGUGACACAAAACAAGCAAUAUGCCACCGAGAUCCUUGCGAUUGUGGCGCAAGCCUCAGAAAACAGCAGAAAAGCCCUCGCUGAGGCCGAUGCAGUAGAAAGUGUCCUUCAGCUUGUCGCCCAGUAUCGCAGACGAGAUCCCGACAAAAGUGGCGAGGAAGAAGAAUAUAUGGAGAACUUAUUUGAGGCCUUGACAUGCAUCGUCGAUUCAGAUGCUGGCAAAAAAGGCAAAAAGGCCAAGCCGCCAGCGAUACGCCUGCUCGACCACGCUGCUUCUGGUAUCGGUGGCAUUGAUGUCUGCAACAAGAUUGUCGACGCCGGAGGGCUGAAGUCGCUCUUCACUGCCUUUAUGAAGACGCAAGAGCACCGCCUCAUCGAUCAUUUUGUUAGUAUAUUCGCAAACAUGCUGCGGCGUUUCCCGACCGAGUCUGGAGAGCGCAUUCGAACUCUCGCCAAGUUUGUGGAAAAGAGCUACGAAAAGACUGCCAAGCUGGUCAAGCUCUUCCAAGACUACGAAGCCAGAGUUUCUGCUGGCAUGCUGCAGGCCAAGAUCAACUUGCCGCAGGACAGCAGUGAUGAAGAGCAAAAGUACGAGAUACUCGCCGCCAGACUCGAUAACGGAUUGUUCACGUUGCAGUUAAUUGCUGUCGUCCUGGCAUGGCUUGUAGCGGAGGAUAAGGGCGCAAAGCAGCAUAUCAAGAAGCUAUUAGCAGGACGUGAUGAAGAUUUAGGCUCCUUGCGAUCGCUAAUGCAGGAGCAGCAAGAAGGACUUGACACUAGCGAGGAGGAUAACAAAGACUUGAGUGAUAUGUUGGGUGCGCUAAUAGAGCUUCUUGAAUAG
Molecule: messenger RNA, 1848 nt
Organism: Akanthomyces muscarius
Lineage: Eukaryota; Fungi; Ascomycota; Sordariomycetes; Hypocreales; Cordycipitaceae
Exons: 5
Coding region: 1-1848 (615 amino acids)
Cellular component (GO): spliceosomal complex
Source: RefSeq, a predicted model, not a curated record